AUGUUUGUGCCAAAUUUGAAGAAGUUGUGUCAAGCCGUCGGCUCCGCCCUCUCCCUCCUCAACACCUCUCGGCUCUUCGCGCGCAGCUCACCUGGCAGGUGUGUUCUCUGCGCUGUGGUCGGAGGCGUCCUCCGAGGGUCCGGACAGGGGAGGAGCAUCGACGGCCACGACCUCGUCUUCAGGAUGAACGGAGCGGUGAUCAGAGGAUUUGAAGACGAUGUGGGGACGAAGAUUUCCUUGCGCCUCACCACAAACACCAUGAAGAACGGCCUGAACCUGUACCGAGCCGACGGCUUCACCAGGAUCCCUCAGAGCGUUUCUGCUUACGGCUUCAUCACCAGGAACUACGCCGCGUUCUCCGACCAUUACUACGACUCCGCGAGGAGGCCUCUGAGGUUCUUGGCCAACCACGACCUCCGGAUGGAGAGCCGGCUGUGGGAGGCGCUGCACCUCCGCAGGGUCAUCAGGUUGUACCGGGGGGGGGGGGGCGGCUGACGGAGGAGGUGGAGAGGAGAAGUGCUCAGGACUGCAGAGUGGAUGGAGCUCCGGUGCUGUUUUGUUAAAAACACAGGAACUUAUUUUAUUCGUCUGGAAAGAUCCCGAUGUUCCCAAAGGUCCCACGUUCUCCUGCCUGAAUCCGUCCAGAGCGUUUUUGACCUGAUGUGAUGUGAAGUUGUAAAAAGCAGGAUCCAAACUUUUUAUGCCACAUUUUGCACACAGCGUGUCUGUACGUUACACUCGGCUAAAUACGACCUUUGUUUUAUAUUGAAUG
Molecule: messenger RNA, 772 nt
Organism: Seriola dumerili (greater amberjack)
Lineage: Eukaryota; Metazoa; Chordata; Actinopteri; Carangiformes; Carangidae
Gene: st6galnac2
Product: ST6 N-acetylgalactosaminide alpha-2,6-sialyltransferase 2
Molecular function (GO): sialyltransferase activity
Source: RefSeq, a predicted model, not a curated record